ACUCUGACCACCUCUACUCCGUGUGCUUCUCUGCACAGGUCCCGUGCACCCUGGACGCGAUCUUCCCAGAUGUCCUUCACUCCGGCGCCGGGACACCACGGACCCUGGGUGCAGCAGCAGCGGAAGACGCGAGCCAGGCCCCGGCCGAGGACCUCGCCCCCUCCGCCGCCUCCGGUCUUCGAGAUCUCCACCCGGAACCGCUUCGCUCCCCUUCGCGAGACGGAACGCGACGCUGUGAUCGUCGGAGACUCCAUUGUCCGGUACGUACGUGCUACUUUAGCUAAAGGUAAAGUCCACACCCACUGUUUUCCUGGUGCUCGCGUUCUCGAUGUUUCUGCGCAGAUACCCGCAAUCCUGAAGGACGGCGAGAGCGUCGGCGCGAUCGUCCUGCACGCGGGGGUGAACGACACCAGGCUGCGGCAGACGGAGGUUCUGAAGAGGGACUUCAGCAGCCUGAUCGAGACGGUUCGCAGCACGUCGCCCGCGACGAGGAUCAUCGUGUCAGGACCGCUUCCCACGUAUCGACGUGGGCACGAAAAGUUCAGUAGACUUCUUGCUCUAAAUGAAUGGUUACUGACAUGGUGUAAAGAACAGAAACUGCUCUUUGUUAAUAAUUGGAAUCUUUUCUGGGAACGUCCUAGGCUUUUCCGUGCGGAUGGCCUGCACCCCAGCAGAGUCGGAGCGGAGCUGCUGUCGGACAACAUCUCCAGGACGCUACGCUCCAUUUGACUAGAAUUCACAAGCUCCAGUGUGGAUCCAGAACACUUAAGAAGAGAUGAUGCCAACCCCACAGAGGACUUCAGAUGAUGCCAACCCUGAAAACAUACAGCACUACCGAAUUCUGCUACUAAUUUAUAGUGUUCUUUGUCUGUUUGAUUACGUCAUUAAUUGAUCUUUACCACACAUCUCUGCCAUAUGUGCAUCAAGCUACUACUACAUAUAUUGUAAAAAUGUCAAUUUGGUGUAAAGCUGCUUUGCAACGAUAUGUAUCGUGAAAAGCGCUAUACAAAUAAAUUUGAAUUGAAUUGAA
This is a messenger RNA of Labeo rohita (rohu), 1030 nucleotides long. RefSeq lists its product as uncharacterized. Bases 70 to 729 code for a protein of 219 amino acids. The transcript is spliced from 2 exons. Lineage: Eukaryota; Metazoa; Chordata; Actinopteri; Cypriniformes; Cyprinidae. The record is from RefSeq and is a predicted model, not a curated record.